CCCGACCGGAACGCAGAAGAUUCAACGCGGAGAGAGAGAGAGAGAAAAGAGGAGGAGCACGGCGUGAGAUCGGAACGGAGCCGCCGUCAACGGCCGGAGAAGAAGAGGGAAGUCGGGGAGAGUGCGAGUCGGACGGCAUUCAUGGCGGAGGAGCAGACGCAGAGGCUGCGGAAUCACGGCGAGGAGAGCGUCAAGCUCUUCGUCGGUCAAGUGCCGAGGCACAUGACUGAGGCGCAGCUGCUCUCAAUGUUCAAGGAGUUCGCCGUCGUUGAUGAAGUCAACAUAAUCAAGGACAAGGCCACGCGAGCUUCUCGAGGGUGUUGUUUCUUGAUAUGCCCGUCCAGAGAAGAAGCCGACAAGGCUGUAAAUGCGUGCCACAAUAAGAAGACGCUUCCUGGGGCUUCUAGUCCAUUGCAAGUAAAGUAUGCAGAUGGCGAGUUGGAAAGACUAGAGCACAAGCUUUUUGUUGGUAUGCUACCAAAGAAUGUCUCUGAUGCUGAACUCUUAGCCUUAUUCUCACAAUUUGGAACCAUUAAAGAUUUGCAAAUUAUUAGAGGGUCUCAGCAAACUAGUAAAGGAUGUGCUUUUAUGAAAUAUGAGCAAAAGGAACAAGCUGUUGCAGCCAUAAAUGCCCUCAAUGGAAAACAUAAAAUGGAGGGCUCAAUGGUCCCUUUAGUAGUCAAAUGGGCUGAUACAGAAAAGGAAAGGCAUGCUAGGAGGGCUCAAAAAGCUCUAUUUCAACCAUCUGCACCUGAAUCUGGACAGCAUCUGUCUCCAUACGAAAAUUUACCUCUGGGUUAUAUCCCUACGUACAACGGAUAUGGUUUCCAGAGUCAUGGAGCAUAUGGAAUGAUGCAGUAUCGUUUACCACCAAUGCAGAAUCAGCAUGGUUUCCAGAAUAUGGCUCCACCUACAAAUCAAGGCAGUGCAGUACCUGGCACCCCUUCGGAUCUUUCGCCCAGACGGACUCCUCAAAACUAUGCCAUGCCACCUGCGAGUUACAUAAGAUCUCCUUACUCUGUGCCAGGUGUUCAGUAUCCUGUAACUUAUCCAGGAGGAAUUCUGAGCAGUAGACCUUUUGGUAAUUCUAUUCGGGCUAACGGCCUGUCUGCAGCAUCUUCAAGCAUCAAAUCAGGACCUGGAGGGCAAAUUGAAGGUCCACCUGGUGCCAACCUUUUUAUUUAUCAUAUUCCUCAAGAAUUUGGUGAUCAAGAGCUAGCAGAUGCAUUUCAACCAUUCGGUAGGGUCUUGAGUGCCAAGGUUUUCAUAGACAAGGCAACUGGCAUUAGCAAAUGUUUUGGAUUUGUCAGUUAUGACUCCCCGGAGGCCGCACAGGCUGCCAUAAACAGGAUGAAUGGCUACCAAUUAAGUGGUAAAAAACUGAAGGUUCAGCUUAAGAGAGACAAUAAUAAACAAACCCAACUUCAUUGACAUAUUUAUAUAUAUGAAACAAAGAGUCUGGGAAUUAUUUGCCUACAUGACCAUACACCAGAGCUACAAGGAGAGAUUAUUGGCUCAGGAGAGCCAUUCAUGCGUCUGACACGAUUAACAUCUGCGUCGCUGGCUACCGGAGGGAUUCAAGUCACGGAAACUUGUCAUUCUUGAUUUUUUUGGGGGGUGUACCAAAUACCGAUGUAAUUUAUUUCUGUAUAAUGAUAAUUUUCGUUUAGACUUUUUUUUUUCUUUGGAAAUUCUUCCAUAUAUUUAUGGACCUAUUUUGGUAUUAUGCAUCCAUUAUUGAUCAUAAG
This is a messenger RNA of Cuscuta campestris, 1748 nucleotides long. The record is from the annotation of a GenBank genome assembly. NCBI's taxonomy places the organism in Eukaryota, Viridiplantae, Streptophyta, Magnoliopsida, Solanales, Convolvulaceae.